Chondrus crispus (carragheen) is the source of this 405-nucleotide messenger RNA. RefSeq lists its product as hypothetical. Bases 1 to 405 code for a protein of 134 amino acids. The transcript has a single exon. The record is from RefSeq and is a predicted model, not a curated record. NCBI's taxonomy places the organism in Eukaryota, Rhodophyta, Florideophyceae, Gigartinales, Gigartinaceae.
AUGGCCUUGCAAAAUUGUAUUGGAAUUAUUGAUGGAACCGUUAUUGGUAUUGCCCGUCCGAAGGGCCAUAAAAGGCAGCGCGUGGUAUACAACGGCCAUAAACGCAAGCACGCUCUUAAGUACCAAGCCGUCACCACGCCGGACGGCUUGAUACUACACGCAGCUGGGCCAAUUGAAGGGAGAAGGCAUGAUUGGACUUUGUACGUACGAAGCGGCCUUGAUGAGGUGCUCCCAGGUUUGUUGGAUUUUGACGGUUUGCGGUACUGCUUUGACGGUGACUCAGAGUACAACAGACGGUGGUUUAUGGAGGUGCCUUUUCAAGGAAGUAUUUUGACCGCUGCGCAAAGUUCUUUUAACGGAGCAGUGUCUGCGGUACGCAUCACUGUCGAGUGGAUCUUUAAAUAA